UCGGGAUUGUGACGUCACGUGGCAGCGAGCUGGGUGUCUCUUCCUUUUUCCGGUGCCCUUGCUCUUACGUUGAAGACGACGACGAGGUGAACGGAGAACCGCCAAGAUGCUUCGAAAUCUUUUGGCUCUUCGGCAAAUUUCCCAGAAGACCCUAAGCACUGCCCCCCGUAGGCAGCUGGCAAACAAGGUUCCAGAGAACCAGAAACUUUUCCAGGAAGAUAAUGGCCUUCCAGUGUACCUAAAAGGUGGAUUGAUGGAUGCACUGCUGUAUCGAACGUCCAUGGUCCUUGCUAUUUCUGGAACAUGCUAUCUCCUUUAUUUAUUCUACGACGCUGCUAUGCCCAAGAAAAACAAAUGACUCCAGUUUACAGGAUCCAUCUUGGAGUAACAUCUGUCCAUUACAUUCCAAUACACUCUUCAGGGACCAACUCUUGUCCUUGUCAUAAAUAGCUUACGUGUUUGGGAUCAAUAUUUAUUGAGUUGAAACGUUGUACACUGUAAUCAAUAAAGUAGUUUUACAUUCUGCUUGCAUCUAUUAAAAGAUUAUUUGCUGAACUUAA
Molecule: messenger RNA, 560 nt
Organism: Rhineura floridana
Lineage: Eukaryota; Metazoa; Chordata; Lepidosauria; Squamata; Rhineuridae
Product: cytochrome c oxidase subunit 7A2, mitochondrial
Exons: 4
Coding region: 107-358 (83 amino acids)
Biological process (GO): mitochondrial electron transport, cytochrome c to oxygen; mitochondrial respirasome assembly; regulation of oxidative phosphorylation
Source: RefSeq, a predicted model, not a curated record